This is a messenger RNA of Maudiozyma saulgeensis, 1878 nucleotides long. The record is from the annotation of a GenBank genome assembly. NCBI's taxonomy places the organism in Eukaryota, Fungi, Ascomycota, Saccharomycetes, Saccharomycetales, Saccharomycetaceae.
AUGUCUCAUUCAGGUGCCGCUACAUAUAAGAAAGUGGCAGGGAUCAUCACUAUUGAUGAAGAUAUGUCCCCUGCUGAAAUGACUUGGAGAUCUACCUCUGGGGAUAAAACUCAUACUAUCGUAUUGGAUACUAUAGAUAAAUUACAAGCUACGCCAGCUACAAGUGAAAAAAUGAUGUUAAGACUGAUUGGGAAAUCUCGAGAUGAAGAAAAUGAAGAUGAUCCAAGCAAGAAACAAAAAACUAAUGAUGGAGAACCCAUUAAUACAUCAACUGUAAAACCUAUUACUCAUAUGUUUUCAUUUAAUAAUAGAGAAGUGAUGGAUAAUAUUAAAAUAACUUUACAACAAAUUAUAUCAAGAUAUAAAGACCAGGAAAUUUAUGAUGAGAGAAGGAAACAUGAUCAAUCUUUGGAAGCACAAACAACAGUAGCUGUACCAUUAAUUAAUACCGCUCAAUUGGAUGAUUCGUUGUCAAGGGGUAAAUUAUUAGUAAAUUUGAAAUUACAACAAUCUCUAUUGAGACAUGAUAAAGCAUUAAUGAAAGCAUUUCAAGAGACUGUAAUGAAUUCAGGUUUACCUCCAGAAGAAUUUUGGUCUACUCGUGUACCUUUAUUAAGAACAUUUGCCUUAUCAACUUCACAACGUGUAGGUCCCUAUAACGUUUUAUCCACAAUCAAACCAGUUGCAUCUUCAGAGAAUAAAGUUAAUGUGAAUCUAUCUAGAGAAAAAAUUGUUUCAAUCUUUCAAAAUUAUCCAAUUGUGAAAAAGGCUUAUGAUGAUAACGUACCGAAGAAUUUCAAAGAACAAGAAUUUUGGGCAAGAUUUUUCUCUUCAAAAUUAUUUAGAAAGCUUAGAGGUGAAAAAUUGAUGCAAAGUGAUAGAGGUGAUGUUAUCAUUGAUAGAUACAUUAAUUUAGAUCAAGAAUAUGAUCGAAUGGAAGAUGAAAAAUUAACACAUCCUGUGAAAAAGUUUAUUGAUAUUGAUGGGAAUGAAGAAGAUGAUCCAGUUAAAUUUGGUCAUAGACCACAUUUUACAAUGAGACCAGGUUUAGAUGUUAAUGGGAAUAGUGAUGGUACUAUAGAUAUCUUAAAGGGGAUGAAUAGAUUAAGUGAAAAAAUGGUUGCUGCAUUGGAGAAUGAAUAUUCCAGAGCAAAAUUACAAGAGGAUUCACCAGAUGAAGAAGAAAAAGAAUCAUUAAAUAUUACAGAUUUACAACCUAGUUAUACAUCUUCAUAUGCAAUUGUUCAUUUGAAGACCAAAGAUUCGAAUAGCCAGCAUUCACAAAAAGAUGGCGAUAAAAAUUCCACAAAAGCGGAUGCUUCAAUGGCAACUGUAGUAACGCAGGAUAUGAUUUCAUCUAACAUUAAGGAUGUUGUCGACGCAUUGUCAACAGAUAUGGAUCUCAGUCGAAUCCUUCCAAAUAAAGAGACUAGUAUUGCAGUAAACAAAGAAGUUAUCUCUGCUGUAAAAAUUAACGCCAAACAAGCAAAACACAACAAUGUUGAUCCCAUACUAGGUACUUUUGUAAAUAAUGUAUUGAGUGAAACGGAUGCCAAAUCAGAUUUACCACCUGAAUUGAUUGAGAGUUGUAGGAUAUUGCACACAACUUGCUGUGAAUUUUUAAGACAUUUCUAUAUUCAUUUUCAAAGUGGAGACUUCAAACAGGCAACAAAGGUUAACAAACUUUACAAACAUUUAAAAAAUUGCAUUGAAAAAUUGCAUGAGCUAUUAUCGGAUGUCAAAAAGGGAGAUGGGGAAGAAAUCGCAGCUACUUGUACUGCAUAUUUGAAACCAACAUUGAACUCCAUAACAUAUGCCGUCGAAAGAUAUGACAGGGCAUUUAGUGAUGUGAACAAAGAGGCUAUAUCAUCAAAAUAA